AUGAUGGGUAAAGAUAGCAGUGUUAUGAAGGCAUGGGAGGCCACAGUGCGUAAGACACAAGCAGUUGCUAAGAAGCGUGCCAAUAGCAUAUUUGGGACAACACAUGUUGCCCAUGCAGACGAAGAAGACAACAAAGAUGAUCAAAGUGGAAGCGAUGCAUCAGAACUAUAUCAUGCAGAGAGGGUUCUCCCCAAUGGGGAUUACUAUAAAGGAGAAUGGGCAGAUAAUUUCCCACAUGGAAAGGGAAAAUACUUGUGGACAGAUGGGUGCAUGUAUGUUGGAGAAUGGUUCAAAGGAAAAACAAUGGGAAAAGGUAGGUUCACUUGGCCUUCUGGCCCCACUUAUGAAGGGGAAUUCAAGAGUGGUUAUAUGGAUGGGACAGGAACAUACACAGCUUCUAAUGGGGAUACUUAUAAGGGACAAUGGGUCGUGAAUUUGAAACAUGGUCAUGGUGUGAAGAGUUUUGCCAAUGGGGAUAGGUAUGAAGGAGAAUGGAGAAGGGGGUUGGAAGAUGGGCAGGGGAGAUAUCAAUGGAAGGAUGGGAACCAUUAUGUUGGAGAAUGGAGGAAUGGGACUAUUUGGGGUAAAGGGUCAUUUGUUUGGGGUAAUGGGAAUAGGUAUGAGGGGUAUUGGGAAGAUGGUUUGCCUAAAGGGAAUGGAACUUUCAAAUGGUCUGAUGGAAGUUUUUAUGUGGGGAAUUGGAGUAAGGAUCCAAGUGAUCAAAGUGGAACAUACUAUCCUUGUGGGACAUCAGAGGAGGGUCAUCUUGAGUGGGAUCCUCAAGAAGUGUUUAAUGAGUUGAGUGAGUAUUCAAUUUGUCCAGGGGAGAAGGUUUCAAUUUUGCCAUCACAGAAGAAACUUGCAGUGUGGAGGUCUACAAAAGGAGGGGAUGGUGCUAAGCCUAGGAGAAUGUCAGUGGAUGGAAGGGUAAGUGUAGGGCUUGAGAAGCCAAGUGAUAGAAUGCAAAUAUGGGGUGGUGCGGAGGGUGAUUUCAGUGGUUAUAGAACUCCAACUAGAGGGGGUGCUUUGGAUGAAGACUUGUUAGGUUUACAUAUAGAUGAUGCUAGGACUCAACUCCAUACUCUGAAAGCACCAAGGAAAUCAAAGAGGCAGGGAGAGACCAUAUGCAAAGGGCACAAAAAUUAUGAGCUCAUGCUCAAUUUGCAACUUGGAAUCAGGCAUGCUAUUGGAAGACCUGCCCCCUCAGCAUCUCUUGAUCUGAAGCCUUCAGCUUUUGACUCCAAGGAGAAGGUGUGGACAAGAUUUCCUCCUGAAGGAUCCAAGUAUACUCCACCACAUGCUUCAAUUGAGUUCAAGUGGAAGGACUAUUGCCCUGUAGUUUUUAGAGCUCUUAGGAAGCUAUUCAAGGUUGAUGCAGCUGAUUACAUGAUAUCCAUAUGUGGAGAUGACGCGCUUCGUGAACUUUCCUCUCCUGGAAAAAGUGGCAGCUUCUUUUACUUGACCAAUGAUGACCGUUACAUGAUUAAGACAAUGAAGAAAGCAGAAGCAAAAGCUCUUUUGAGAAUGCUUCCAGCUUAUUACAAUCAUUUUCGGGUAUUUGAGAAUGCUCUACUGACAAAGUUUUAUGGCCUGCAUUGUGUAAAGUUAACUGGACCUACUCAAAAGAAGGUUCGGUUUAUUAUAAUGGGUAACCUCUUUUGUUCUGAGUAUACAAUCAAUAGACGCUUUGAUUUGAAAGGUUCUUCACUUGGCCGGAUAACAGAUAAGCCUGAGACAGAGAUUAGUGAAACCACUAUCCUUAAAGAUCUUGAUCUAAAUUUUAUAUUUAGACUGCAAAGAACUUGGUAUCAAGAAUUUUGCAGGCAAAUUGAUAGGGACUGUGAGCUUCUGGAACAGGAGGGAAUUAUGGACUAUAGUUUGCUGGUUGGUAUUCAUUUCAAAGAUAUAUCAGCAGAUGGGGAUCUUAUUCCUUCAGGAUCUCGGACUCCUAGUGGUACCUUUGAGAGUGACGGAACUCCACAUAUUUCAAGAGUAGACGUGGAUCAACUUCUUCUAGAUCCUUCCAGGUGGGCGAGUAUCAAAUUGGGUGUGAAUAUGCCAGCAAGGGUUGAAAGGACAAUGAGAAGAAGUGGUUGUGAAUUACAACUUGUAGGAGAACCAGUUGGAGAGUUCUACGAGGUUGUUUUGUUUUUUGGCAUCAUAGACGUACUUCAAGACUAUGACAUCACCAAGAAGCUUGAGCAUGCCUACAAGUCCAUUCAAUAUGACCCAACCUCAAUAUCAGCUGUUGAUCCUAAACAAUACUCAAAGCGUUUUCGUGACUUCAUUUUCAGAAUAUUUUCUGAAGACUCUUGA
Molecule: messenger RNA, 2316 nt
Organism: Gastrolobium bilobum
Lineage: Eukaryota; Viridiplantae; Streptophyta; Magnoliopsida; Fabales; Fabaceae
Product: phosphatidylinositol 4-phosphate 5-kinase 5-like
Exons: 8
Coding region: 1-2316 (771 amino acids)
Biological process (GO): phosphatidylinositol metabolic process
Molecular function (GO): ATP binding; 1-phosphatidylinositol-4-phosphate 5-kinase activity
Source: RefSeq, a predicted model, not a curated record